Messenger RNA from Daldinia caldariorum, 1333 nucleotides. Its product is annotated as NMT1 protein. Gene Ontology annotation, biological process: thiamine biosynthetic process. The transcript is spliced from 5 exons. The record is from RefSeq and is a predicted model, not a curated record. NCBI's taxonomy places the organism in Eukaryota, Fungi, Ascomycota, Sordariomycetes, Xylariales, Hypoxylaceae. Bases 309 to 1157 code for a protein of 282 amino acids.
UUUCUAUUAAGCUCAAGCUCAAAGUUUUUUCCCAUCGCCGACGCAUCACCUCAUCGGUUUUUGAUCCACCAUGUCUACCGACAAGAUCACGUUCUUGACCAACUGGCAAGCAUGGAGCGAUCCGCCGUAGAAGAGCAUUUGCUAACGUCAGUAGGCACGCUACGCCGUAUCACGCACCUCUUUAUCUCGCUCAAGCCAAGGGGUAUUUUAAGGACGAGGGUAUUAAGGUUGCUCUUCUGGAGCCCAACGACCCCAGCGAUGUCACCGAAAUCAUCGGCACCGGAAAGGUCGAUCUCGGCUUCAAGGCCAUGAUCCACACUCUUGCCGCGAAAGCGCGUAACUUCCCAGUCCAGUCCAUCGGAUCGCUACUCGAUGAACCCUUCACGGGUGUCGUGUACCUUAAGGACAGCGGUAUUACCCCUGACUUCACGACACUCAAGGGAAAGCGAAUCGGCUACGUAGGCGAAUUUGGAAAGAUUCAGAUUGAUGAGCUUACCUCUCACUACGGCAUGACUCCCGCCGACUACACUGCUGUUCGCUGUGGUAUGAAUGUCUCUAAGGCCAUCAUUAAAGGAGAGAUCGACGCCGGUAUCGGUCUUGAAAAUGUGCAGAUGGUCGAGCUCGAGGAGUGGCUCGCUUCUCAAGGCCGUCCCAAAAGCGACGUUCAGAUGUUGCGCAUUGACCAGCUCGCCGAGCUAGGCUGCUGCUGCUUCUGUACCAUCUUGUACAUUGGCAACGAGAAGUUCCUGUCUGAAAACCCGGAGAAGGUCCGUGCUUUCAUGCGCGCAGUCAAGCGCGCGACCGACUUCGUCAUCGCAGAGCCGGAGAAGGCGUACGCCGAGUACGUCGAGUUCAAGCCCAUCAUGGGCACCGAGCUUAACCGCAAGAUCUUCGAGCGCUCGUUUGCGUACUUCUCCCGGGACCUCAAGAACGUCCGUCGGGACUGGGAGAAGGUCACCAAGUACGGCAAGCGUCUCGGUGUCCUGGACGAGAGCUUCCAGCCCAACUACACCAACUCGUUCCUGUCCUGGAACCUCGACGGCGAGUCUUCCGACCCGACCGGAGAUCAGAAGCGCAUGGCAGAACUGCAGAAGGACGUCGCCUCCAAGGGUGGUUUCCAUCGUUUGGAGAUCAACAGCACCCCUAUUCAGGCUUAAGAAGGCUUUGUCAUACUGCAGAGAUGAUAGUGUAUCUCCUAGGAAAAUGGGUUUUCGAGUGGAUUCGCUCUUUAACCUGAAAGACUUAAGACACUCCUUGAAAAAUAUGCCGUGAGCCAGAUAGUUUAGGUACUCUCCAUACCUACACAAAUAGUAACUAACAUAAAUUGGGUGAA